UUAUUAAUACCUAUUAUUAAAAAUGAGUAAAAACAUUGAAAAUAAGGAAAUGAAGACAUCUGGUUUACGACCACCAACAAAAAUCCCUACAAUGGGAGUGUCAAGGUUACCUAGCUCAUCUUCUAUCAAUCUUGGUGAGUCAAUUUUUCAUAGUUUAUUUUAAGUUGUCAUGAUUCUAAAAAUUGUUAUGAAUAAUAAACUAUAACUUUUGAUCUUGUUUAAAAAUUAAAGUGCUAUAAUAUUAAGCUGAAAUUGGUUUAUUACAGAGAUGUCAGACGUCAGUUUUUGCUACUGUAUUUGUAUAUAUCAAUAUAAUACAGCUUUUAUUAUUAUUUAAUGAUAUGUUGAAAUGUAUAGUAAAAUGAUAAAUUGAGUUCGGAUGUACAAAUAAAUAUUAAAUACAUGUCAAUAUCUUGGGAAGGGGGCCACUCCUGCAACACCUUCACAAAUGAAAAAAGUUUGUAGGCGACCACUGCAGUGCACCUGUACUUACAAGGUUAUGGUCAUCAUUUGUUGUUGUUCUUUAGUCGAGUGUUGUUUGUAAAUAAUCAAAUAGUUCAAUUAAGUGUACAGUAUCGAUAUAUUAGAAGAGAUGCCCAAUCCUGUAAUCGAAGAAACUAUUGUACCAAGACAUUUGGAUUUAUUCUGCCGAGUAGAUGGUAGAACUACUGUUUAUUAUUUUUAUUUACUUUCACAUAUAAAUAAUAUUUAUAUAUAUAUAUACAUUAUACAAUAUACACUUAUGUAUAUAUAACCUAUAUACAUAUGUGCUGCAUACACGGAAAGUAAAAUAAAUUUGUGCCAUACUAAUAAUCUAUUUACAGUAAAUACAUUUUUUAUAUUAAAAUUUUUGAUUUUUAUCUGGUCAUCUUAGUCAUUUUGAAAAUAUUUUACACAGUUUAAAUAAUAAAGUAUAAUACAUAUUUUUCUGUAUUAUAUUAUAUCUGAAUUUGAUUACAUAAUAUAUUUACCUGUAUAAACACAAGUAUUAAAUUUAACUAUUGUAUGUAAGGAUGGUCCAUUACUUUUUUUUUUCAAUUUGAUAACUUUAAAAUAUAUAUAUAUAUAUAUAUAUAUAUAUAUAUAUAUAUUGCUUAUUAAAUUCGGUAGUUUUUGUUUCUUACUUUGUAAAAUUCCUGGACCCCCUCUGAUAUAACCUAACUUUUAUGCUUACACGAUAGAAUUUAGGAAAAGUUGUUAGAUCAGUACUUCAUUGUUUAUAUUUAUAAAUGUUAAAUAUAAUAAUAUAAUAUAUUUAAAUUAAAUAUAAUAUUUUUGAAUAAUGCAAACCUAUACAAAAUUGAAAAUAUUAUUACUUAAUAUUUUAGAAUAUAAAAUUAUCACUUUUCAAAAUGUAUGUUAAUUUUUAAUUCAUAAUAAGUUUGUAUUUAUUUUUAAAAUUAUAUACAUAGGGUUUUCCACAAGUUAUGUUAUGAUUAUCAAGUAGGUAUUUUAAAAAAAAUGUCUUUAAAUUAAAUGAAAAUUUAUCUAAUUUAAUAUUUAAUAAAAUCCUAAAUUAUUGCAUCCAUUAUAGUAAAAAAUUAAAUGGCCUAACAAAGUUAUAAAUAAUUAUUAUGUCUAUAUCCUGUUAUUUGAAAAUAAACUUGGAGAACAUAGAAUGUCUUCCCACACAAUAGGUGUGUAUACUAAUACGCCUACAUUUUUUUUAUUUGGUGGGUGAUUUUAAACUUAUGACCUACUUGUAUUAAUUUAAAUCUAAAUACUAAAUAAUCCGCUAUAGAAAAUAUUAUUGAACAGUUUUCUAUUUUAGGUAUUUUGUAUGUUGAAAACAUUUGUAUGUUUUUUUUAAAAAUUUAUUUUUAAUUUUACUAUAGGUAUUAUUUUUUUAUUGUUUAUAUCUAUAAGUAAUCAUAAUAAUUAAUUGACAUAUCAUUAUAGAUGGAGUAAACUCUACUGCGAUUAGACUAGACAGGGGUUCUACAACCAAGAAAUCUGCAACAGGUAAUAAUAAUAAUUUUUGAAGUGUUAUUUAUUAAAAAACUUAUUAUAUUUAUAUGUAUAUAUAUUAUGAAUUAAUAAGCAUGUUGUUAAAAUAAUAUUUAAUUUCUUUUUCUGGUUUUAAAAUAACUAUAAAUCUAAAAAUUAUUAUAUUAUUUUUGUAUGGUAUUCUAUAAAUACAGGAUGUCUCAAGAAGAUAUACCCAUUAUAAAAUCUCCAGGAAUAAAAAAAUAAUCAAAUUCUUUUUUGUUUUCAUAUUACUCGUAGGAAAAGGGACUACAAAUAUUUUCAUUUCAAUUAAUUUUAUAAUUUUUUAAAGACUGUUUUAUAGAGUUUAUUCUUCUGAAAAUUUUGAUUUAUCAAUUUUUUAUUUUCAUUAAAUUCGUGAUUUGCGUUAAGUUCAGAAAAAAAAACGAAAAUACUUCUAACAAUGGGUGGGCCACUGUUGUAAGUGAAAAUUUGGAAAGGAUAUAGAGGAGAAUUUAAUGUAGAUCUGUAAGCAACAAAUAUUUAUUGCUUUCGAAAAACGAUUCUGAGCAGAGUAUGAUUAUAUAUGUUUUAAAAUACUGUAAUAUUUACGAUUUUUGUCAAAAUUUGAUAUGAAAAUUUUUAUAAAAAAAAAAUACUACCUUAAACUCAUUUUUUCCUUGUUGACCACAAAGGACAACUUAUAAUGAACCUCCUGUUUAAUUUUCAAAUAUUUCAGUUUGUUUUAACAAUUUUUUCCUCAGCGCAUUUAUAGAAUAAAAAUUACGCAAAAUUUAAAUGUCUAUAAAUAGCUCAAAAAUGGUUCAAAUUUUUUUGAAAAUUUUACCACGUCUAGAAAAGGUAAGUAUAAGUUUUCUGUUCAAAUUUCAAGUUUCUAUGAAUAUGUGUAACCGAAUUCUAACAAAAAAACAAUAUUAAAAAUAAUAAACUCAUUAUUUUCGUACAUUUGCCCGUUUUUUUCCCCAGGUUUUUAUUAAUUAAUUGAAAACCGCUUGAAAAAUGAUCCCCCCAUAUCACAAUCUAGAUAAAAUUUCCUUUAAGAAAAGGUGCUAUACUUGAAAAUCAGUACACAGUAUACAAAUAAAAAGAAAAAAUAAUAAAACACAUUGUAAAACCAAUACAUUCCUCGUUUUACUCAGAAUCUAAAAGUGCAGUCAUUUAGCCAUAAUAGUAAUAAUAAUAAUCAAUUAGCGAUUACGAAUACAGCCUGUUGCAUAAUUAUAGGUACAUUUUUUUGAAUUUUAAUAAAUUAUUAAAAAUCAUGAAUUUAAUGAAAAUAAAAAGAUGUGAAAUGUCAAAAUUUUCGAAGAAUACACUAUAAAAUUACCAUCUUCAAAUUUGUCAAAAAUAAUAAUAAAAAAAAAAUUAUUUCGGUUUGUUUACCAAAACAUAAAAAUUUGAUUUGAAAAAGUACUUGUAGUCGUUAUACCCGCGAGUAAUACAGGGUGAUUUUUUUUUAUCAUGGACUAGUAAUUAUGUUAGAGGAUUUUAAGUAAAUUUCAUUUCUGUUUAUUAUAAUCAUAUGGAAUCGUAAGGAUUAAUUUUAAAGAAUUUUUAAUUUUUUACUCCUACUUUAUAUACCUUAAAUAAGUGAUAUUUUUUUUGAUUUUGAAAUAGGAACCUCCCUUUAUGAAUACAGAUUUUAAUAGAGAAUAUUUUUAUAGAAAUUUUGAUAUGCAUAAAUUCAAUAUGAGAUCUACCUUUUAAGAAUUAUAACAGUUUAAAGUUUAGACUAGAGGACUACGGAAGGGUAAUAAAUUGGGGGUUUUUAUUUGAAAAUCAAAAGUAUGUACUUGUUUUAGGUACAUGGAAUAGGGAUAAAAAAUGAAAAACAGUUUUAAAAUAAAGCUUAAACGAUUUUAUAAUGGUUAGAAAAAACAGAAAUCAAAUUCAUUUAAAAUCCUCUGAGUUGAUUUCUGGUUCAUGAAAAAAAAAGUCACUGUAUAAAAAAAAAACCAGAAUUUGAUUAUCUUCAUUACCCCAGAAGAUAUUAAAUUGGGUAUAUCUUUGUAGGACGUUCUAUAAUGUCUGCUAAUCAUAUUCUAUUUCAUUAAUCAUUACACAUUAUUAAUUAUUAUCAUUUUUUAGUUUUUAGUUCUGAUUUUUUUUAUACCUACCUAACCUAUUAAAUACUCUUUACCUCUAUUUUUUCUCUUUAUGGUGCUCUGAAUAUAGUAUGAAUAAGCAUGUUUCACUUAAAACAAUUUUUUUGGAGUAAAACUUAUACAUUUUGGAUUUUUAGUACUUGUACACAAAUUACUAAUAUACCUAAUAUUUGUACACUAUUGUUAAUGAUUUGCAUGUUGCUUUUUGUUUUCUGUUUGCAAUAUUAUAGAAAUGUCGUAUGUUAGCAAACCCAAUGGCUUUAAUAAAAAAACAACAGAUGAACGUAAAUCAUCAAGUAAGUUACUGCUUUUUUUUAUUUUUGUGUAUGGCUGUGUAGUUUAGAUAUUUUUUUAUUUUGCUUUUAUAUUAGGUAGUUCAGAUUCUUUCAUCGGUGAUGCUCGUAGACUUAGUGAAGCUGGUGUAAGACGUAGUUCAGGUUUGUUACAUAAUUUAUACUUUAAAUACAUAUUAUUUGUAUUGUUAGUUCACUCGUUUGAAUAUAAAUAUAUGAUAAAAUAGGUACAAGCAUGAACACUUGGAUUUAUUUGCAUAUGGAAAAUAAUUUUUAUACAUUUUUUAGGAAAUAGUGUUGUUCUCACUGAAGAUACAGACAAAUUUAUUAUCGGUAAUCGAAUUUGGGUUGGUGGAACUAAACCAGGACAUAUUGCCUAUAUAGGUGAAACAAAUUUUGGAAACGGAGAUUGGGCUGGUAUAGUUCUCGAUGAACCAAUUGGUAAUUUGCUGGAGUGUAAAUUUUAGUUUGUCGAGUUUUAUCACAGAUGUUUUUAGGUAAAAAUGAUGGGUCUGUGAGUGGAACGAGAUAUUUUCAAUGUGAACCUAAGAAAGGCAUAUUUGCUCGAUUGACUAAUCUUACUUCUGCUCCACUGACUCCUGUUGAUGAAGAUACUAUGAUUCAAAGUUCGUUUGCCACAACCAAACCAUUAGGAUUUUCAACUCCUAUGCCCAAACAUCAAGCUACUACUGUAAAAACAACUAAAACCACAGCAAGAAGUAAGUAUAUUAUGUAUUUAAUUUUUAAGUAAACUAGAAAUUGGGCCCACCUCUCACCUUAGAGGUUUAAUGCUAUAUUUAUGUUUUGGUACAUAUCAUUUUUCCCUUGGGUAGUGAUGAUAAAUCUAAAAAUGUUUGUAUGUACUAUAUUUGUAAAAGAGACUUUGAACAGAACCUUUGAAUAUAUACAGCGAUGUAGUUCUAAAUUUUUUAUAGUAUGUGUUUGAAAAAACGAAACAUAAUGUGGGAUUUACUCUCAAACCUCCCAUUAAGUAAUACAUUUUUAUCAAAUAACAGAGGAUUAUCUGUAAACAUGUUUCAAGUUAAAAUGUUUGACUAUAUGAAUUAAUGAAAAAACCAAGAAGUGAGUAUACACUCUACUUCACUAUUGUAUAUAUAAAUAUAUCAAUGGUGGAACUAUUUGAAAAUUGUUGAGAUAUUUUAGAUAAAUUUCUAAUUAUAUUUUUAUAUUAUAUUUUCAAUCUUAAAAUGUAAAUUAAAUAAUUUUAUACAGUACAAUUGUCAAUUUUGUCAAAACUAGUGAAAUUUUGAAAAAUUACCUCUUUUCUUCCUUUUAAAUAAUAUGUAUAAUGUUAAUUUUCUAAUCUCUGUAUAAAUCUACGUGAAAUGUUUGGUGGCUCGGUGCACCCAAUUUAUAACAAAUAUAUAAAUCUAAACAAAAACAUUUUACUAUUUUGCUAUGUAAUUUAUUAUGAAUUGUAGGCAUUAAUCAACAACCUACAUCCAAGAGUACCAGCGAUUUAAAAAUUGGUGAUCGUGUAAUUAUUAGCAGUGGACAAGGUUCUAAAUUAGGGGUUCUUAGGUAUCGUGGUGCAACCCAGUUUGCACAAGGAGAAUGGUGUGGUAUUGAAUUAGAUGAUCCUCUUGGAAAAAAUAAUGGAACUGUGGAAGGCAUUAAGUAAUGGAGUUCUCUAAUAUAAUUUGAUUAUAUAUUUUUCUAUUUGUAUUAUUUUAAAUUUAUUAAGAUAUUUUGAGUGUGAAGAUAAAUUUGGAUUAUUUGCUCCUGUUGCUAAAGUUUCUAAAUCACCAAUGUCAGCCAGUCGAAUGUCAACCAACUGUGCUAUUCAUAAGACUAAACGGUCACCAGAUUCAAUGAAUGGGUCUAUAUAUAGUGGUAUUACUUCAAAUACAAUGUCAUCAAUACCAACUCGGGUAAGACUUGGAGUUGCCUCUUUGGGUUACAAGGUAUUCUGCAUGAAAUUUAAUAAUUGCUUAUCUUAAAUAAUGUUACUAUGGUUAUUUUAUAUGAAUUGAAAAAAAAAACUAAUAUAUUAUUAUUUAUGUACCAUUAAUUAUAAUAUAGAUUAAUAGGUACAUGUACUUAGAAAAUAAAAAGAAUUGGUACUGCUGAUGGGUGUGUCACUGUUGUAGAGGUGGGUAGUUGAGAAGUUAGGAAACAUAAAAUGAUUUUAUUUAUAUUUGUAAUCAACAAUAAACCAUUGUUUACGAAAAACGAUUUUGAGCUAUGUUCGUUUAUAAAUGAUUUGAAAGUCUGUAAUAUGAUUUUCAUCAAAAUUUGGUCUUAAAACAAAUAUAAAAAAAAAAAAAAAUUAAUAUACUACAUUCUACUUUUGGAUUUUUGCCACUAAGUACAACCCUUAAUGAAUCUCGUGUUAAAUUUUCUAUCAUUUCUGGUUGGUCAAACAAUUAUGUUCGCAUAAUACCUUCCAAAUAAAAAUACAAAAAAACUCACUAAUAUAAAAUGCCUAUAAAUAGCUCAAAUGUUUAUAAAUGUUUUAUUACACUUAGAAAAGGUAAAUGUAAGUUAUCUGUCAAAAUGUCUUAGUCUUUACAAUUUUUUUUUUAAUGAAUUACAAAAAAAAAAACAAGAUUGAAAAUAAUAAAAUCAUUAUUUUCAUAAAUUUUUUCUUUUUUUUUGGUUUUGCCCAAUUAUUAACAUAAUAAAAAAAAUGAAAUCGGUAAUGUCCCAGUGUGAUAAUAUUUGUUUGUUUUCCCUAUAAUCUUUCUUCCGGUUUUUCCUAAUUAUUUUGUUAACAUUUAAAAAUGACUUCCCCAAUGCACCAACUAGAUCCAAAAUGAAGAAAAACAACAUACAAGUAAAAAAAUAGAUUGCUUGCUCCGCUACAAAGCUAAAAUCACAUUUAUAUUAUUUCAGGAAGAUAAUUUAAAAUUGAGUUUAAUUGUCAAUUUAUUCGGUAAAUAUCAUACAUCUUUAAAUUUAAUUUAUUUUACUAUAAUAUUUUUAAAUACAUUUUUUAUUGGAUUAAUUGUUGAGUAUUUUGAUUUAUCAUAUUUUACUUCAAACUGAUAGGGACUAUUGAUACAACAUAUUUGCUUCUUGUGCAUAAUAAUAUGUAUAUGUAUAUAUUUUUUUUGCUAAUUAAUAUUUAUAAUAAUCGCAAUCGCUAUGGCAUGAAUGAACAAAUGCUAAUAAAUUAUUUUAAUACUCAUGGUAAGUUUUAUAUUUUUAAAAUUUAAUUUGAAAUACAAUUAUUUAUCUUGAAUGUAAAUUAUAGUUAACAUAUUUGAAAAUUAUACUUAAUAUUAAAAUCAUAAUUUACUAGAAUAAUAUUAGGUAACAUUACUUAAGUUUUUAAUAUAGGUAAUUUAAAAGCUCUUAAAUUAUAUACAAUACUAUUAAAAAAUAUGGUGGAAGAUAAUUAAAUUUUAUUAAAAUAAAAAUAAUAUACUAUGGUGAUAGUGUAAUACAUAUUAAUAAAUCUAAUAUGUCUAGUUUAAAAUUUAUAAUUGAAAUAUAAUGCCGCAGUAACAAAUUUGUAUUUACAUUAAAUAAUUUAAAAAUAUAUUUUAUGUUUAUUUGUUGUUAAAAUUUCUAGUCAGAAGUGAGACUUGUGAAAAUCUAUCAUCCACAAUGGGAAUCUGGUUAUUAUUAAAUCGACAUCUUUUUGUUGUAUAAACUAAAAUUUAUAUUUGAUGAUUUGCAAUUAGCAUAUACAUAAUUUUAAUGUUUUUGUUUAUUAUUUUUAAACAUCAAGGUUUACAAUAUUAACAAAAGCACCACAAGACAAUCAUUAAAUUAAAUUAUUAAUACAUUUAAUCAUACUUUAUUGUUCCAAAUUUUUAUUCAAGUUUUCUAACUUUAUAUAUAAUUUUAUAGUUUUUUUAUUAUCAUAUUAUUUUGUUUCUGUUAUGUUUUAAUUUUAUUGCUUUAUAAUGUUUCUUUUUUCACUAAGUAAUGAAACACUUUUCAUUUGCAUAUUUAUCAUUUAUCCUACCUUAAAAUCCUUACUUUUGUAUUGUAUGGUAUGAUUUUGAUUUUUUUAAUAUGAUGUGUCUUCAUUUCAUAAACUUGGACUGAAUUUUGUUCUCAUUUAUCAGAUUUCAUAUCUUUGAAUUUUUGUCAUGUUUUAUUUUAUUUUUAUUUAUGCACUUUUUAAAUCUAAUUUAAUAGUUUCCUAGUUUAAACCUUUUAUUUUUGAUUAGCGUAAGGUACUAUUUAUUAAGAAUAAAUAGUAAUAAACAUAAUAUGUAUUUAAUGUUAUUUAUUACAUUGAUAAUAAUCAUCACUUUUAAUUAUUAAAAAUGUUCUUUAAAAAAAUAUAUAUACAUAUAUAUAACUAAACAACUCGGUACAAUAAUUAUAUGAAUUUUAUAAUAAAUCAUCUAUACAAAUGUAUAUAAUUAAUAUUACACAUAAUUUAAAUUAGAAAAUUAAGCAAAUAAACAAAACCAAAAUUGGUAUACCUACUAUAUGAAAUACAUCCAGUUAAAUUGUUGAAAAUGUACUUGUGUAAGAUGCUAUAAUGAUAAAUUCAUAUUACAUAAUGUAUACACUUGGUGUUUCUAUAGUAUGGAGUAUCUAUAGUAUUUAUAAUAAUACUGAAACAUAUUGUACUAAAUAUAAUUUAGUACUUAGUAGUGGUUGGUAUUUUAACUGUACAGUUAAUUUAAUGUAUAUUUGAAAAUAGGUAAGUAUGUAAUUGUAAAAGACUAUACAAAUGUAUAGUAUAUAUAUAUAUAUAUGAACAUUUAUUUAGCAAUUUUGAUUUGAAUAAAAUACAUUGUUAUUUAAUAAAGUGCUCAAAUACAUUUUAGAAUACUAUUAGUGAUGAAUAGUGUGUAUAAAAUAUAAUGAUAUACUGUUAUUUAAAUACAUUUUAAAUAAUAUAUUUUAUCAUAAUUUUGUAUAAAAAAAAUUAUUUUUGGUUUAUAUAAAGUAUUCCCUUUCCAAUUUAACAUUAUGGUUUGUGUUUUUUAAAUAAUUUAAUUUAAUUUCCUACUAAAAUAAUUAGAUAAAUAGUUCUAAAUUUGUUUAAAUAAUUAAUAUUUAUAGCAUAUAAAUAUAUAAAUACAAAAAUAUAUAUAUGUAUAAAUAAAAAAUAAAUAAAUGAAUAAAUGUGUCUCCUACAAUAUUAUGAUAAGUGUAUUAUACGACCGGUUUCAAAUUAAUAAUCUAUCAUUAGGUAUAUCACAGUCAAAAUGUAAACUGCGAUUGAAUAUAUAAAAUUAAAUGAAGGAAUACAUUAAAAAAACUUAUACAAAUCGGUUGUUUUACAUAGAAAUAAUUUAUUUUAAUAGAAGAGAUUAAAGAGCCUAAAUCUAUCUAGGCUCUCUUGGAGAGAUUAUUUAAAAUGGGUUAUUAUUAGAUAUAGAUAUGUUAAAAAAUAUAAAUUAUUUGGUUAUUUAUUUAUUAUCUAAAAAGUAUUGAUAUGAGGUAUUAUUUUUUAAAAUCAGUUUAUGCAUUUAAAAUAUUAUUAAAAUUAUUUUUUUUUGUUUCAUUGUAUACAUGUAAUUCUUUUAAAACUGAUUUAAUGUAAAUGUUAUUUUGAGUAUUUAAUAUCUCUAAGUCUGUAUUAAUAUCAAAGCUUAUAUUAUGGUUGUUUUCUAAAACAUGUUGAGCGAAAUUUGAAUUAGGGGCAGUCUUUUUAAAUUUAAUUUUAAAAAUGUUCUCUUUAUAUCUUAUUUUAAAAUUUAUUACAGUUACAUUUAAGUUUAUAUAUAUAUAUAUAUAUAUAUAUAUAUAUAUAUUUUAAUAAUUAUUUAUCUUAAAAACGAUUUUUAUAUUAUUUGUAUUUUAGUGAAUUUGUUAGACAUAUUAUUUUGAUAUUUCAUUCUACUAUAUUUUAACAUAAUUUGAUGAGUUGUGUAUUAUUUUUUCUUUAAUACGUUUAUGAAUUUUUUUAAUAGUAUUUAAACUGAAAUUAUUUCUAUGGGAUAUAUUAUAGAUAAUAUUGAACUCGUGAUGGUAAUUAUGUUUAUUUAAUGGAACAUGUUCAAGCCUAUAAAAUAUUGAAUUGGAAAAUUAUAUUUUUGGAGAAAAAGGGUGAUUAAAAUCAUAUAGUAUUAUAGCAUCAGUUUGUGUUGUUUUCCUGUAUAUACUAAAAUUAAAUUUAUUGUUUAUUAUGAAAACUGUAAAAUCUAAGAAUUUUAAUUUCCUUUUUUUUUUGGCGCAUUUAUUAAUUUAUUUACGAGUAUUAACCAUUUCAAUAUAUUUUUUUACAUUAUUAUUUUAUUAUAUAAUAUUUUACAAUGAUCAUUAAUUUACAACAGGAAAAUCAGUUAAUGUUUUCAGUUUUGUUGCUCUCAUAUUAUAUGUGAAAUAACGAGUGUUGCUUUUAUGUUGGGUUUUCUUAAAAUUCCAAAAACCGUUAAAACUAGAAUUUAAUAGUUAGAAUUCAGUAAAACUAGAUUUAGUUAAUUAAACUAUUUCAGUUUAAUAUUUAGCUUUUGAUAAAAUUAAGUUGUAAUUAGUUAAAUUGUGUUUUGUAUAAUUUGGUAAAAGAAGUUUUAAUUGGGGAAUUAUUAUUAAUUUUUGGGGUUUUAUAUGUCAAAGUUACCUUUUAAAUAUGUAGAAUGAGUUUUGAUAAAAAUUAAUUUAUAAAAAUUAUUAUUAUUUAUUUAUUUAUUGAUUUAUAUUUUUAUGUAUAGUUUACUAUGCAAUUACUAUUUUAUACAAUAAUAAAAUACUCAGUUAAAAAUUGCAACUUUGAGAUAUCAGCAAAUUUAUAUUGAACUGAUAAUAUCUGUGAGGAAAUAAAUUUAAUAUUUCCAUUCAGAUUGUUUUUACUAAUUUAUUAAUAUCAUACAAAAUGUGUGUUUAGUUGUGGAUAGGUUAGGAUAAUAAUGAUCAUGACAAAAAUGUUUUCUUAAAUAAUUGAUUGUUGGAAUUUAUUUAUGGUUUUUUACAGUAUUGUUUUUGAAAGGCUUUGUAGAGCUUACUUAAUGAAAAAAGUAUAUAGAUUUUAAAUGCUUAUUUAUCAUUUUUCAGAAUAUAAUUAAAAUAAAUAUGUAUUUUUUAAUCUUUUACUAUAAAUUUACUUGAAUGAUUUCUAAUUAUUCCUAAUUAUUGAUUGCAGCCAACCAAAGUAUCAGAUUUAGAUCGUUUAAAAUUGCAAUUAACUCAAAUGAAAAAUGAAAAUGAAUUACUUCGUUUACAAGUUACUAAAGCAGCAAAUCAAGCAGAUGUAGCUGAAAAAAGAUUAGAAGAAACAUUAAAAGUAAGUUUGUGUGUUUUUAUUUAUUGUAUCUUAAGCGCUGUAAAUAUUAUAUGCAAUGAUUUUUUUAUUAAGGCUCAUACAGACAGACCAUCCGAAUCUCAAUUUACCGAUACAAUAAUGCUACAAAUAGAUAAUAUGAAAAAGCAAAUAGAAGAAGAAAAAGAAAAGGUUCAAAAUUUGCAAUUUACUAAUGAAGAACAAAAUGUUGUUAAUAUUGAAUUACAAAAUAAAAAUACUGAGCUUUUAAUUAAAAUUAAAGAAUUAGAAUUUAAUUUAGAUAAAGAAAGAAAUAUAGCUAAGGAUGUGGAAAAAGAGACUAUGAAAAUGUUUGAAAAAGAAGAAGAAUUAUGUAGAGUUAAAGAAGAGUUAGAAUCUCUUAAAAAACUAAUAGACAAUGAUGCUAAUGAAUUGCAAAAAUCAGUGUCCAAUUUAAGUUCAGAAGUUGUUGAUAAAGAAACUAUUUUAAAUACAUUACGUCAAACAUUAAAUGAAAAUUCUCAACUGCACGACCGAUUACUUAAAGAAGCUAAUGAGAAGUUAUUUGUAACCACAGAGCGAUUGAACAAAAUUAUUGAAGAAAAAAAUAAAAAAAUAGAACAGAAUCAAGAAAUGAUCGAUCAAUUAAAUGAAGGUAUAAAAUGUUUGAGUGCAUUGAAGAAUGAAGAACAUGAUGAUAUUGUUAAUAAUCUUAAAAAUCAGUUAUCAAAAUUAAAAGAUGAGUACAAAGUCAUUUUUGACAAACAAGAACACGACAUAAAAGUAUCCAAAGAGAAUCAUAUUCAAAUAGAAAAUAAAACCAAACAAGAAUUAAAUAAUUUGUUAGAAAUUAAAAACCAUGAAAUUGACCAACUAAAAAAAAAAUAUGCUGAUUUGAUGUGCUUAAAUUCUUCUGAAAAAGAUGAUAUUAAAAAAUUAAAACUUCAGUUAUGUGCUACUACUACCGAUUUAAAUGAGUUGAAAGCAAAGAAUUUAGUUUACAGCAAAAGUGAUUUAGAAGUAAUUCUUCAGCAACAAAUUCAGUUAAUUUCUAUGAAUUUUGAAGAUUUAAAGAAACAUUUUGAUAAAAUAGUAUCACUUAAAGAUAAACAAAUUAUAAACUGUAACACAAAUUUAAUGCAAAUAAAAGAACAAUUAAGUAAGUCAAAGUCUUACCUAGAAAUUACUUAUAAUGACAAAAUAAAAGAAAAGGACAAUGAAAUCAAAAUAUUGUCAGAAAAAUUAAAUGUAAUUAUUAAAGAUUUUGAAAAUCUUGAAAAAACUAAUAAUAAUUUAAACAUAGAAUUAAAAACAGCCUCAAAUUCCGUACAAGACAAAUCCAUCUUGAUAACAAAUUUACAGAAGAAAUUUGAUGAUUUAGAAUCAAAACAAGAUUUAAAUAGAAAUGAAUUAGAAAAAGAACUUUCAGUGAAACUAACAUUUGUAAAUGAUGAGUUAGCCAGUCUUAUAUCUGAAAAAACUGCUUUAGAAGAAAAGUAUGAAAAUUAUGUGAAGAUAACUGAAAAUACAGAAAAAAGUAUGGAGAGCAAGUUACAAGAAAAUAAUACUUGUAUAGCAAAUCUAAAUAAAUCAUUGCAAGAGUUAACUUUUUCAAAACAAAAUGAAUUAGAUUCUUUGAACAAGCAAAUGUUGCAGUUUAAAGAAGAACAAAAUGAAAUAUUAAAACAUCAAAGUGUAGAAUUAGCUACCAAAGAUGAACUCAUAAAUUCUUUAUCCAAUAAGUUAGAACAGACAUUAACUGAGAAACAAAAACAAGAUUUAAAAAAUGCUAAUUUACAAAAUGAAUUAAUAAAUGAAACUACUAAGUAUCAAAUUACAUUAAAAGAUUUACAAAUUAAAAUUAAUGAAUUAGAAGUUGAAAUAUUAUCAAAUCGCGAAUUGUUUAAAAAAGAACUAGAAUUAUCAAGUAGUGAAAAUGAAACAAUCAAAGACGAAAAUUUGAAACUUUUAGAAAAUUUGAGGUCUUUAGAAAAUGUUAAAUUAAAUCUUGAAGAGAAAUUAGUUUCUAAUGAAAUGCGCAAUCAGGAUCUUCAAAGUUUAAAUGAAAUUAUAGAAGACAAAAAUAAAAUUAUUCAUAAUAAUCAAAUAAGAAUUAAGCAGCUAGAUGAUUUAAUUGUGCAAACUAAACAUGAAUGUGAAGUUAUUCUAAAGAAAAAAGAAGAAGAAAUCGAGGAAUUCUCAAAAACUAAAGAAGAAAAAGUAAAUAUAGAAAUGUUUUCAUUAGAAGAGAAAACUAAAAUUCUAUUAAAUGAAAAAGAUAACGAAAAUUCAAAACUUCAAAACAGAAUUAAAGACUUAGAAAAUAUAAAAAUAAGUUUUGAACAACAAUUGAAGAAAAGUGAAUCGAGAGAAAAUGAUUUGAAACAAUUAAAUGAAACAAUACCAGAAAUGACCAAAACCAUAGAAGAUAAUAAUUUGAAGAUUUCUGAGCUAAAUAAUUUAGUUUUGCAUACCAAAAGUGAACUAGAAUCUAAGUUACAGGAAAAGGAAGACAUAAUUAAAAAGUUAUCAAAAAUUGGAGAUGAAAAAUUAAAUAUUGAAAAACAACAGAUGGCAUUGUUGGAUGAAAAAGAAAAAGAAAACUCUGGUCUAAUAGAAAAAAUAAAUAUUUUAGAAAAUACAAAAAUGAGUCUUGAGCAAAAAUUAGAACUAAGUAAAACCCAAGAUAUAAUGAUAAUGGAAUUACAAAAUUCAAUUGCUGAUAACACAAAAAUCAUUGACAAUCAAAAUUCAAAGAUUGAACAGUUGAAUAGUAUGAUUAUAUUGCGUUCAGAAGAAUUCAAUUUAAUGUUAAAAAAAGAAGAAGAAAAAAUGAACGAGUUAAUGAAAACCAAGGAUGAUAAAUUUAUAAAUGAGAAACUCUUAUUGGAAAAAAAAAAUAAACUCAUAUUGGAUGAAAAGGAUAAAGACAUUUCAAAUCUUAAAGAAAAAAUAAAUAUUUUGGAAAAUAUAAAAAUACAGUUCGAGCAACAAUCAGAAAUCAGCAAAAAACAAGAAAGUGAAAUUGUAGCAUUGAAAAAAUCUAUCGAGGAAAAAUCUCAAGGCAUAGAAGAGAAUAAUUUAAGUAUUGAACUGUUAAAUAAUCUAAUUACACAGACAAAAAAAGAUUUUGAUGUAAAACUCAAAGAGAAAGAAAAUGAAAUAGAAAAUUUAGUAAAAACCCAAGAACAAAAAUUGACUGCAGAAAACAUGACCUAUAUAUCCAACAUAAACGAAAAAGAAUCAGAAAUUGAAAUAUUAAAACAAAGAUUAAAAGAAUAUUCAGAAAAUAAUAUCGAAAAAGAAUUGAGAAUAAAAAUAGAAUCUUUUGUUAAUGAUUUGGAAAAAGAAAAAAUCCGUGUAUCCAAUUUAGAAUUUUUAAAGAAUGAAUUGGAAAAAACAGUGUUACAAAAUAAAACUGACUUACAAUUGUUAGAAACAUCAAAAUUAAAUAUGAAAAAUGAUUUGACUAAAACUAUUGAAGAUCAAACAUGUCUUAUUAAUAAAAUUAAUAUUGAAUGUGAACAAUUAAAUAAUGAUAAAUCUCAAAUCCAAAAAGGAAUUGAUGAAUUGACGACUAAAUUGAAUGAGCUACAAUUCACACUGCAUGAAAAAAAUUGUGAAAUAGAAAAUCUUAAAACUCAGGUAUCUCAAAAGUUGAAUACUGUUGUUUCGAACAGUGACGAAUUGAACCAACUAAAAACUCUACGGUAAGUAAAAAUAUUUGCUUCCCUUACUUACAUAUUUUAUGCAUUAUCUUAAAAAUAUACAUACAGAAGAUAAUGUAAUUAUUAAUUAUAACGUUUUUUUUAGAAUUUUUUAAGGGUGUGUUAGUCAGACAUACAAACUAGUAUUAACAAUAAUACCAUUUUAAUAAUACAUUUUUUUGUAUUUAUAAAAUCAUAAAUGUUUGUAUAAAAAUGUAUGUAUUUAUAAUAAUAACAUACUAGAACACAAUAACCACCUAAUUUAAAUAAAUUAAUAUACCAUAACUUCAUUCCUGUUUCAAUAUCAUCUAAAUAAAAUUUACUUAAAUUGUACUUUUUGAUCAUAAUUUUUAUUAGAAAUUAGACAAAUCUGCUCCCAUUUACCCUCUUCAAACAUUCUAUUGCAUUAAAAGCAUUUAUUUAUUGUGAUUUUGUAAUUAGUUUAUUUUAAAUAGUUUUAACUUCAUAUAUGUGUUUUAGUGAAAAAGAUCUUAGUUCCCAAUCACAUUUGGAAUUCCGUAUUCAAGAGCUGACAGAUGAAAACCAUCGUUUGAAUGAACAUAUUGAAAUGAACAAUACUCUACUUCAGAAAAAAGAAAAUAUAAUGUGAGUUAAUUUAACUCAAUAUAUAAACAGGAUGUUCUGCAGUGUUAUCCUUAUAAUAAUAAUUCUAUCAAUAUUCAUUUUUUUUUUUUCAAUCACAUUUUGUGUGAGAGGGACACAUGUAGAGAAAAAUUAUAUUUUUAUUUUCAUCCCUUAAUUAUGGGGAAAAAAAAAAAAAAAAACUUUAUUUCAUAAUUUUACAAAAUUUUCAAAAUAGCCAUUUUAUUAAACAUGUUAUUCUAUACAAUUUAAUGUAACAUAUGGUACAUUCAUAUCCGAUCAAUAGUUUCUUAGUAAUAUCCGUUUUAAUUCUAGAAAAUUGGCGUGAAAAAAAUUAAUUUUCAAUAGAAUAACAUGUUACGCAAUAAGAAAUCGCAAUCAGCACGGUAAUUCUCUUCUAUUAAAUAUUAAUUAUUUUCACAUCUAUUUUCUAUACAUUAAAGACAGUGUAACUAAGAAGCAAUUACUGAGAUAUAAAUGUAUGAUACAUUCAAAUUUCUAGAAUAAUAUAUUUUACAAAAUAUCUAUUUUGAAAAUCUUACAAAUUGGAAAAUAAAAAGGUUUUUUUUUCAGUAAAUAAGAGAUAAAAAUAAAAAUUUAAUUUUUUUCUAAAUAUAUACCCCUCACACAAAACCUGAUUGAAAAAAAAAAAUUAAUAUAUACAGAGUUGAUUGAUAAAAUUUGUAUUUGAUAUAUUUUUGACAGAAAAGAAAAUGAUAAUAUCAAACAAAAAUACGAAGAAACCUAUAGUUUACUAAAAAUUAAAGAAAAUCAAGUCUUAGUAUUACAAACUGAGGUUUGUACUUAACAUUUUUUUUAUCAUUAUGUUCAUAUGUAAUGCAAAUAUUGUUAACAUUUAUAUUUAUAGUUUAAACCUACACUAGAUUUACUAGAUUUCAAUAUUAUGUUAGUAUAUUUUUAUAUUUGCAUAAUAUAAACAAUUAAAUAUGUAAAUAUAUUAUAUGAAAACAUUUUAAUAUGGAAUGUUAUAGCUUGUCAAAUUUGACUGUCUCAAAUUAUAUAAAUCAUUCUGACUAGCAGAAAUAUUUUGAGAUUUAUUUAAUGCAAAUAAUAUUAAUUUCUACUAUUUACAUAAUUUUUAAUUAAUCAUUAACUAUUAGUUAUCUAACUCAUAGAAACUUUAUUUGUUUAAUUGAAUUUAUUUAAAAAAAAAAAAUUAAAUAAUUUAGUAUCUAUAAACAUUUUCAGGUGCUUUUUUUAAUUUUUAGUUAACCUAUCAUACAUUUUAAGCUAAUUUAAGAUUAAAUAUAAGGUCUAAAACUCUAAAUCGGUGGUUCUCAAACUGUGGCACGUGUACCACUGAUACUAUAUGGUAAGCAAUAUGGUGGUACUUAGAAGACUGAGUGGUAGUAGUUUGGAAAAUUGAUUAAUAUAUAUCUGUACAAAUGUUUUUAAUGGAUCUAAUUAAUGGAUUUAAUUUUUAUAAUGUUGAUUAUAUUGUACCUAGUAUUUUACUGUCUUAUGCUCUUAUAAUUUUUAAAUAAAUGGUAUAGACAUUAUAAAUUGUUCAACUUUUAGUCAUAAGUGGUACGUAACAGAUCCAUAAUACAUAUGAGUGGUACGCAAAAAAAAAAGUUUGAGAACCUCUGCUCCAAACCUUAUUUAAAAUAAUAAUUUACAGAAUUAAUAAUAUAUUUAUUUAGUUGAAUUCUUGGAAGUUAAAGGAUAUGGGGAAAUCAAAGAAUAAUAGUACUCUAGACAAAACGGAAAAAUCUGGUAAUAUAUUGUAUCAAUUUGCCCAGAAUUAUAAAUUGUUAUUUAUUUUAUAUUUUUAUUUAGAAGCCUUAUUAUUAGCAGAAAAAAAUGAAGAAAUUAAGAUGCUUAAUUCUAUUAUAUUAAGCUUACAUAAGAAAUUGUCUGCUGUGAUGGAAACUGAUGUCUCUGAAUUUGAAGUGUAAGUAUAUUUGACUGUUUUUGACUAGUUAGUUUUGUGUUAUAUUUUUUAAAAUUUAAUUGUGUUAAGUAUUGUAUUAUUUUUUUUUGUAUCAUUUUUGUAUUAUAUUUUAAAUGUUCAAUAAUAACCUUUUAUUUUAUUAAUAGCUUGCACUCUUUAGGAUGUAGAACUGGGCAAUUCAGAAUGAUUUGUGUAAACUAUUAAAUAUUUUCUGUAAUUGAUCAACUAAGUAAUAUUGAUUAUUAAAACUAAUAGUUUUUAUCAGAAUAAUAAAUUAAUAAUUUCAAAUUGUUGAACUAUAAUGUAAUUUAUGCAUAAGAUAAAUUUCUAGUCCCAUUUGAAGAAAUUAUUACUUAAAAGAGCAUCAAAAAAAUUAAAUUUGGCUCAAAUUAUAAUACAUACUAUAGUCUGGUGAAAAAAAAAUGAUAUUUAUAAUAACUUUAAUAACAUGGUAAAACUAUACUAUUAUUAUUAGAGUAUGAUUAUUAUUAUUAUUUCAACAUUAAGUGCAUCUUUUUAAGUGAUCUAAGACAAUGUUUUCCAAGUACAUAAUUAUUUUCAUCUUACCUUCAAAAUUAAAAUUUUUGUUUUCAUUUUUUUACAUUUAAAAUUUUUAAGAAUUUUUUUGAUAAUUUUGUAAGUUUUAAUACUUAUUUGUAAAUUAAAAAUUUAAUAAUUUAAAUUUAGCUCAUUCAAAAUAACAUCUAAAAAAAGUCGGUUUCCUUGGUAUUUAUUUUAAUUAGAACCUUUUAAAGUUCAAUAGUUUAAUGUAGAAUUUAACAUAAUUUUAAAUUUAUAUUUAGUUAUAGUUAGAUUUACCAAUAGAAAGAUGUGUAUCAGUCUAUUAUUGUCAAAUUAAGUCAAAUUUUUUAAUUUUCAGUUGUUUUUUUUUUUGUUAUAAAACUAAAAUUAUAUAUUACUUAAUAAAACAAUAAGUUUAUUAAAAAAACAAAAUGUGUAAAUUGCAUUUUCGCAGUAAAAUUCAUUUUUUAAGGUUAAUUUUGACUAUUAUUUUAGAGCAUUUUUUGGUGUUUUUAAUUGUAUUUAAAUCCGAGUUUUAAUUAAUAUUAUGAAAAAUAAACGUUUACAAAAGAGAGAUAAAAUUAAAAUUUUACCACAGAGCCUAAAAUAAAUUUAAAAAAAAUAGAUUUACAUUAUUUAUUAAUUAUUAAAACAAUAUAAUCCUUCAUUGACACAUUUUAUAUUUUUAGUGAAAAAAAUCCCAAUAGUGUUUCAAAAGAAGAUUACCAAAAAUUGUACAAAACAGCAAAAAAUAAUGUCAAACUAAAGGAAUGUGAAAAUUUAUCGUUAAGACAAGAGGUUAGUUGAAAUAAAGUUACCUACUAAAUUACUUACCUGCCUGACUUCAAUAAAUAAUUUGUGAUGGUUUUUUUUAGAUAUGUAAAUUAAAAACAGAAAAUGAAAGUUUUUCUGAAUUUAAAACUAAAUGUGAACUUUUAGAAAAAGAUAAAAAAGCGCUACAAACAUUGAUAAUUAACUAUGAGUCUUCUCAUUCAACAAAUGACAAAAACGAAAAAAGCGAUAUUAAAUCCGGUUAGUUCAUGUCAUUAUUUAUUAGUUAUUACUUUUAUUGGUUAUAUUAUGACUAAAGAAUGAAUAAUAAUGUUUUCACGUCAUAUAUUAACUAAUAAAAAAUUUAAUGCUGCUGGAUAAUAGUAAAAAAUGUGGAAAUUUUUAAUUUAUAGACUAAAUAUUUAUUUAGGAUAAAAAUUAAAAAAUAUUUUUUAAAAAUUAUAGAAUAUUUAGUCUCAUAUUUAUAAUUUAAUUUAUGUUGUAAUAUUAAAUAAUAAAUAUCAAUUUACUAAUUUUUUAUUUUGUUUACUAAAUUUCUUAAAAGAUAUUGUACAAUAUGAAAAAAUAUCAAUUGUAUUAAUAUAUUAUCCUUCAGGGAAACAAUAUAUAUUUAUCUUAAUUUAUAAUAAUUAUUAAACAAAUUUAGUACUAUUCUAAUAUAUCUACCCAAUAAUAAAAAUAAUUGUUUUUGUUAUUUAUGAAGUAGUUUAGAGUAAUUUGUUUUUAGCAUAUAUUUAGACCAAUAAACUGGAAUAAAAUAAACAUACUUUCUGUAGUCCAAUUCUGUUUUGAAAAAUGAUUUGAGUUCACACACAUCUUUUUUAUAUUUUGUUGGAAAAAUAUUUAUGUUUUAGAUUUGGAACGUAGCAAAGGAUCUAUUAAAUUUACUUUGAUGUGUAUUUUUUUUCUAUCUGUCAACAACUUUUCUUUUUGAAGUCUUGUUCUGAUGUGAUGUAUAUUGUUUAGUACCUUUUCUCUAAGGAAAUUUUGUCUAGUUGGUGAAUCAGAGAAGUCAUGUUUUGACUUUCAAGAGCUUUUAAAAAGAAUUGGAAAAAGCCAGAAAAAAAUUAUAGGUCAAACGCCAAAUAUUUACGGUGUGUCAUUGCCUUACCGAUUUCAUUGUUCUUAAUUUUUACAAACUAUGUUUUCUAUUAGAAAUAUUAUGCCGAUCGAAAAAUGACAAGAGAUCAAUUUUAUUCCUUUUAUUAGAUUUAACCACACUUAAAUUUACUGAGUAAUUUUUUGUAUCAGUUUAAUUCAUUUUGUAUAUUCACAAUGUAUUUGUGUAAUACACAGUAACCUAAUAUUAUUAUCGUUUAAUAAUCUCCAAUUAUUAUUAAUCCAUGAUAGAAAUUUUCAAAGCAGUUUUAAAAUUCGUCAACAAUAUUUUGCGAUACUUUAGUAAUGAAUAGAACUAGAAAACAAAUUGGGGGGAGGUUAACCUCCAGGACACCUCCCCCCCAAAUACGCCACUGUUUAUAGUAGACAAGUUUUUUUUCCAGAUUAUUGGUCUAAAAUGUUAUAAUAUUUGUCCGUAAAACCGCUUUACCCUUUCCCCUUAAAUGAGUAUCCAACAGUAUAUUAAUAAAAAGUCUUUUCAUUAAGGUGGUAGUUGAAAGAAAAUAAUUUAUCCACCUUAGUAAUUUCUUUAUGGUCAAUUUUGGAGGGAAAAACUAAUUUAAUAAUUACCUACAUAAAUUUCUUAUUUUAAACAAAUGUCUUACAAAUUGGGUCAAAACAAAUUUAAAAUACAUUAUAAUAUUCAUCCUUAAAAUCUAUGUUUAGAAACUGCAAAAAUACUGGAGGAAAAAGAUUGGCAGAUAAAUUUGUUGAACAAGAUAAUUGCUGAUCUUCAUACUAAGGUUUCAAAUAAUAAGUUUAAAAUUGAAGCACUAGAAAAACAAAUAUUAGAUUCUGGAGUGUAAGUAUUUAUAGUAUUAACAUUUGAUAUUAGUUGUCACAAGGGAGCUAUACUGUUAAUGCUGUAAAAAAUCUAAAAAUUUUAGUCACUGAUUUUUUUAAAUGUUUUAUUACAAAUGUUAAGAACAUAAUUUUUUCUAAUCAUGGAUUCAUCUGGACUAUUAUGUUUAUGUAUUAGCUUGAUAAUCUCGAAAUGCUUUAUUGUUAUUUUUUUUUAAUGGGAUAGUUGUGCAUAAAAUUGCAAAACACUUUUUAAUGGAUAGGUAAUUUGUUGGUAAUAUUUAAAACAAGUUCCUGUUUGUUGUUUAAUGAAGAUUUAUCUUUAGAAUUUGACAGAAUCAAAACUACAUGUCAAUACCAAAUAAGGUACUCACAGCAGUCAACUUGUUAAACGCAAAUGAAGCACAUUGUUCGCAUUAAGGUUAAAUACUAAUUGUUAUUGUUUUUUUCUUCGUAAAAAUAAAAACAUUUUUAAUGAAAAUUAUAUAAUAUUUAUUUCAUAAAAAUAAAUAUGUUUGAAUACUUACAAUAAAAUUAAUUUAUAAUAUAUUUAUUCAUGGGAGGUGUGAAUAUUAUUUUUACUUUUAGGGAAUGCGAGAACCAAACAAGUUUGGGAACCACUGGUAUAUGGAAUUAUAGUUAAUUGUUUAAAAUGUUAAAAAUGUAUUUUGAGUCGGGAACUUGGCAUGUUUGGCUAGUGGGCUUUUCUAGUUUGUUUCACUAAUAAAAUAUAAAAUGAUUACCAUAUUAUGGUGAUCGUCACUGGGUAUAAGAGGUAGAAAAGUUUAAAAUAUUUUGUGAUUUUUUUUUUAUUUAAAUAUGUCAUAUUGUCAAUAUUUUAAAGCAUUGAAGGUAUUGAAGUUUUAUAGAAAUAAAAAUUAUAUUUAAAUUAUCUAAUAUAAAAUAAAUUAUUUUCAGGGACCAAAACAAAAAAAUUCGUUUAAGAACUACUCGUCUUUAUUGUGAACGAUGUGAAAUAUUUGAUUCUCACGAUACUGAAGAUUGCCCCGAAAAACCAGAAUCCCCAAAAUUUCGAAGUACACCCAGAGUGUUAAAUGAUUAUGUAAAUAGAAAUGUUGAAGAACCGUUUUGUACGUGUUGUGAGAGUAAGUUAUAACCAAAAUAUUAAAAUAUCAUUUUUGUGUUUCAAAAAUAUUUGACUGUAAUUUAAAAUGUUGAAUUUAUUUUGUUUAGUGUAUGGACAUACAGCUAUUGAUUGUAAUAAUCUACUAACAUUUUAA
This is a messenger RNA of Cinara cedri, 22180 nucleotides long. The record is from the annotation of a GenBank genome assembly. Lineage: Eukaryota; Metazoa; Arthropoda; Insecta; Hemiptera; Aphididae.